CGACUCGUGGCCAUCAUCCGAUUGACUCGACGAGCUUGCUUGUCCUUGGGCUACUGCCAGAACACAACAACUUCUACUUCAUCCAAAGACGACCAGGAAGGAUCUGAUAUGUGCGCGAUGUUGUCGACCACGCGUUUGCUGCUCAGUCGAGCGUGCCGUCCGCUGCCUUGUCAGGCAAAGGCGACCUUCCCAGUGAGAUGUGCUUCGACAUCGUCAAGCUCCAGUUCAAAGUAUGCGAAGUUUGAUUGGGAGGACCCAUUGAGCCUGGAAAGUCUCCUGACAGAAGAGGAGGUCGCUAUCCGUGAUACUGCGCGUGCAUUCUGCCAGGAGAACCUCAUGCCUCGCGUACUUGAGGCUCAGCGCACAGAAGAGUUUAACUAUGACAUCCUUCCAUCUAUGGGCGCUUUGGGAUUCCUCGGACCCACCAUUGAAGGCUACGGCUGCGCAGGCGUCAGCAGCGUCGCUUAUGGCCUGAUCGCCCGGGAGGUAGAGCGUGUCGACUCGGGCUACCGCUCGAUAUCGUCCGUUCAGUCGUCACUCGUAAUGCACCCCAUUCACGAAUAUGGCAGCGACGCGCAGAAGGAGAAGUAUCUGCCUAGGUUGGCUAAGGGAGAGCUCAUCGGUUGUUUCGGUCUUACUGAACCCAAUCAUGGUUCGGAUCCAGCUGGUAUGGAGACCACUGCCGAGGAGGUAGACGGCGGGUUCGUUCUCAAUGGUUCCAAGACGUGGAUAUCCAACGCUCCUGUCGCCGAUCUGUUUGUCAUCUGGGCACGUUGCAAGUGGGAUGACAAAGUGCGGGGCUUCCUACUCGAAAAGGGAACGAAGGGCCUGUCUGCUCCUGUCAUCAAGCACAAGCUUGCCCUGCGUUGUUCAUUGACAGGUUCUAUCUUCAUGGACAGCGUCCAUGUAGACCACGAUGCGCUUCUCCCCAAGGCCAAGGGACUCAACGCACCAUUCGGUUGCUUGAACAACGCAAGGUACGGAAUUUCCUGGGGCGCGAUGGGCGCGCUGGAAGACUGCAUCAACCGCACUCGGGCGUACGCGCUCGAGCGGCAUCAAUUCGGCCGGCCGUUGGCUUCCUUCCAGCUCGUGCAGAAGAAGCUCGUCGACGCGCAGACCGAAGUAGUUCUAGGCCUGCAUGCGAGCCUACAGGUAGGCCGUCUUAAGGACGCGGGCAAGCUCGCGCCCGAGAUGAUCAGCAUGGUGAAGCGCAAUAACUGCGGUAAGGCACUGGAGCACUCGCGGAGAGUGUUAGAUAUUCUCGGUGGUAAUGCAUGCUCCGACGAGUACCAUGUCGGUCGACACGUCGCAAAUCUGCAGGUAGUGAAUACCUAUGAAGGAACUUAUGACAUCCACACUCUGAUUCUCGGAAAGGCUAUGACGGCUAUUCAAGCGUUUGCAAACUAGGGAGUCUAAAAGAUAGCAUGUAUGUAUAGUAGUGCGUUACGGAGAAGCGCGUUGCCUGCUUAGCGUCACACCACAAGAAGUGUAGUGAGAUUUAAACGCAGCGGACAAUUGUUUGCAUUCAUG
Molecule: messenger RNA, 1530 nt
Organism: Laetiporus sulphureus 93-53
Lineage: Eukaryota; Fungi; Basidiomycota; Agaricomycetes; Polyporales; Laetiporaceae
Product: acyl-CoA dehydrogenase domain-containing protein
Exons: 16
Coding region: 109-1407 (432 amino acids)
Biological process (GO): fatty-acyl-CoA biosynthetic process; fatty acid beta-oxidation using acyl-CoA dehydrogenase
Cellular component (GO): mitochondrial inner membrane
Molecular function (GO): fatty-acyl-CoA binding; glutaryl-CoA dehydrogenase activity; flavin adenine dinucleotide binding
Source: RefSeq, a predicted model, not a curated record